Molecule: messenger RNA, 2449 nt
Organism: Musa acuminata subsp. malaccensis (wild Malaysian banana)
Lineage: Eukaryota; Viridiplantae; Streptophyta; Magnoliopsida; Zingiberales; Musaceae
Biological process (GO): rRNA processing; RNA methylation; regulation of DNA-templated transcription
Molecular function (GO): rRNA methyltransferase activity; RNA binding
Source: RefSeq, a predicted model, not a curated record
UAUCCGUCUCAUCUUUCAAGAAUUCCAUUCAAGGCAAAAAUGGUGGGAGCCUUCUCUUCCUACUCCCACUUCCCCCUCUCUUCCUCCGUCUGUGCCCUGUCCGCCCCCAGGAAAUCCUCUUCUACCUUCUUCCCCCCUCUCGCCUCGAUUCCCAACGCCCGGAUCUCGCAUCGCGCAGCAGGACCUCCUGGUUCAAGAAAGAAGACCAGUGAUAAUCUAAUUGCGGAGAUUUCCCCCCAUAGAGCCGCAUCUGCAGUGAGAUUGUUAAGGAUCGAGCAUGGUGGUGCGUUCGCAGACCUGUUGAACGAGAAAGGGAGGAAUUCGGCGGAGAAUGAGAUGGGUUACGUCGAGAGGACGCUUGGGUUCCGUACGCGGGAUUUGGAUGAUAGAGAUAUGAGAUUGGUGACUGAAAUCGUUGGAGGAACUGUCCGUUGGAGACGCUAUCUUGAUCAUCUCAUCAUGUCUCUCUGCAGUGAGGAGAAGAUGUUUAGAGACAUGGAACCACUUCUGUUGCAAGUACUUCGUAUUGGGUUUUAUGAGAUCAUCAAGUUAGGCAUGCCCCCAUAUGCUGUUGUUGACGAGAAUGUAAAACUUGCAAAAAGGGCUCUAAGGCCUGGAGCAGGAAAUUUGGUGAAUGGGAUUUUGCGGAAGCUGGUUUCGCUGAAGGAAACAGAUUCACUUCCCCUCCCAAAGGUAGCUGGUGAUGAUCGUGCACAAGCUCGUGCUCUGGCCAUUAUACAUUCCCACCCUGUGUGGAUGGUGAGGAGAUGGAUGAAAUUUUGGGGGAUCGAAGAAUCUGUGAGAUUAAUGAAUUGGAACAAUAGUGAUCCAUGCUUUGGCCUAAGGGUUAACACUGCAAAAGGUUAUACAAGAAAUGAUCUUGUUAAUCGGCUGAAAUCUUUGAAGGUUCCUCAUGAGCUUUCUACGUUUUUGGAGGAUUUUGUUCGUCUCCAAACUGGAAUGCAGACUGUUAUACAAGCUGGCCUAUUAAAAGAAGGUAUAUGUUCAGUUCAGGAUGAGAGUGCAGGUCUAGUUGUGUCUGUUGUGAACCCACAACCCGGAGACACCAUUGUUGAUUGUUGUGCUGCCCCUGGUGGAAAGACUCUUUUUUUGGCUUCACGUUUAAAAAGCCAAGGUAUGGUAUUGGCAAUUGAUGUAAAUAAAGGCCGCUUAAGAAUUCUCAAAGAAGCAUCCAGGUCACAUAAUGUCAAUGAUGUGGUCACUACCACCAAUGCUGACCUUCGUUUAUAUGCUGAAAAACAUAAUUUGAAGUUUGACAAAGUCUUGUUGGAUGCUCCCUGCUCUGGACUUGGUGUCCUAUCCAAGAGAGCAGAUUUACGCUGGAAUAGACGGUUAGAAGAUUUGGAGCAAUUGAUGAAUUUGCAGGAUGAGCUCUUUAAUGCAGCUUCCAUGUUGGUAAAGCCUGGUGGUGUACUUGUGUAUAGCACUUGCUCCAUUGAUCCCGCAGAAAAUGAGGAGAGGGUUUCAGCAUUUCUCCUCAGGCAUCCAGAAUUUGUUGUACAACCAGUACAUGGAUUUGUCCCUCCAGAUUGUAUUACUGAGAAGGGUUAUUACUUCUCAAACCCAGUCAAGCAUCACAUCGAUGGAUCCUUUGCUGCUCGGCUAGUCAAAUCCUCAAGAUCUACAUGCCAGAAGCCUAUUCCUUAAUGAGUUUAGCUAGCACCAUAUAUUGUUUUACCUCCACCGGGCAUUUAUAUGUUUCUUUUAAGCAGGAGAGGUCCAGAGCUGUGUGGAUAUCUGACCUUGUGAUGUGAGCUGGGCAAAUUAUUAUAUCGGAGACAAGAAAGUUCAUUUAGGAUGGCUCAGUAAAUGAGAUUCUUCUUCUUUUAUCAGUUAACUGAAGGAAAAUCAAGGGAAGUACCUCAACAGCGGCUAGACUUUGUCUUGCAAGUUGCUCAGCUCGACUCAUUUACAAUUACACUAUGUUUCUGUUCAUGACACAACAAAGUAGGAACAUAUUGCAGUUGGAAAUGACACCCCACAAAAAUGGCAGUUCAUCACCAAAUCUGUAGUUAUUUUUGCCUGGAAAAAGUUAGGACUAGUGAACUGCUGUGGAAGACAUCAACUGCAGUCAAGAAACAACCAAGAGGUUUUGGGAUGUUCAAAGGCAUGUGUGAUUGUGUCUUGCAGUUGUUGGACUCGAACGAGGAUUAAGCUUAUAGAUUGGAAUCAAGUUUUCAUUUGGCAGCUCACUAUUUUAGCCAGUUGCACUGUUUGCUGAAUGCUCUUUAACAUUUUUGGUCAAGCAAUCACACAAUUUCAAUGGAAAAAAUGACUUCUAAGUUAUAUAGGUUUGGUUUUUGCUUUGAUUCAUUUUUAUUUUGUUUUAGGUCCAGAAUGCGUUUGUUUUGCAUAUUAUGAAUCAUUUAUGGAGUAGUAAAAUGCCAGUCACAGAAUAUAUGAAGUUGUGUCUUUUAUCUUGUGUUCA